AUGCGUUUCUCGAUCCUUUCUGCUGCCAUCGCAGCGCUGACCGUCGCUCCGGCGUCGGCAGCCUCCGCUGACCCUGUCGAUGCCCUGGCCAGCAAGGCCCUCGCAACCAAGCUCGCCUAUGUGGCAGCUCAGGGGGCUUCCAACUCCAGCUGCAACAUCAACAAUGCAGCCGUCCGCAAGGAAUGGGGCUCCCUUGAACCCGCCGACCGCAAGAAAUACACCGAUGCCGUGCUCUGCCUAAUGUCCAGGCCCCCCAGGUCCGACCCCAACUGGGCCCCUGGAGUCCGGAACCGUUACGAUGACUUUGUGGCCGUCCACAUCAACCAGACGCUGUACAUCCACGGCACGGGCAACUUCCUGACCUGGCACCGCUACUUCACCUGGGCUUAUGAGAAUGCCCUCCGCACCGAGUGUGGUUACGAUGGCUACCAGCCGUACUGGGCGUGGAACAAGUACGCCGCCAACCCCAUCAACUCGCCUGUCUUCGAUGGCACCGAGUACAGUAUGUCGGGAAACGGUGACUACGUCGCUCACAAUGGCACCCCAGCCACGGCCUACACAACCAUCCCGCCGGGCGUGGGUGGUGGCUGUGUCCGCAACGGUCCCUUUGCCAACAUGACCGUCAACCUGGGACCCGUCGAUCCCACCCUCCAGAUCCCCGGACUCGUGGCCCAGAACGGUACCGGAUUGGACUACAACCCCCGUUGUCUGCGUCGUGACAUCUCGCCCUAUGCCGCCCUUGGCUGGACUAAGAGCAGCGAUGUCAUGAGCCUGAUUGAGGAGUGCGAUACUAUCUCCUGCUUCGAGUGGACCAUGCAAGGGUUCUUCGAGGAAGGGUUCCUGGGCGUUCACACUGCCGGUCACUUUACCAUCGGUGGUGAUCCGGGUGGUGAUCUGUACGCCUCUCCCGGUGACCCUGCCUUCUACCUCCACCAUGCCAUGAUCGACCGCACCUUCUGGAUCUGGCAGAACCUCAACCCGGCCAACCGGACCUAUGUCGUCAAGGGCCCCGACUUCAUCGAUGGCCUGAUGCCGUCGCCCAACACCACCAUCCAUGACAUUCUACCCAUGGGCAACCUGACGGUGUCGCGCGAGAUCUACGAUGUGCUGGACACCACGGCCGGUACGCCGCUGUGCUACAUUUACGAGUAA
Molecule: messenger RNA, 1152 nt
Organism: Aspergillus sclerotioniger CBS 115572
Lineage: Eukaryota; Fungi; Ascomycota; Eurotiomycetes; Eurotiales; Aspergillaceae
Product: tyrosinase family protein
Exons: 5
Coding region: 1-1152 (383 amino acids)
Molecular function (GO): oxidoreductase activity
Source: RefSeq, a predicted model, not a curated record